Molecule: messenger RNA, 3299 nt
Organism: Cuscuta europaea
Lineage: Eukaryota; Viridiplantae; Streptophyta; Magnoliopsida; Solanales; Convolvulaceae
Source: the annotation of a GenBank genome assembly
UACACUUUCAACUAUUAAAUUGGAACCAGAAGAGCAUGAUGGUCACUUUGUUCUGAUUUUGUAUCGCGUUGAUCCCAAAAUAUCCGGUUGAUAAUCCUAAUCAAACUGGGAACUUAAUUCUGUACUAAAACUGGGAACUUAAUUAUAGAUUUUGGGGAGGAGAGGGAGUAUAAUCUUGGCAAACACAAGUCAUUUUACAAGGCAAGUACACACCCAACCAGAUCAUGAAGCAAGUAAGAAUAAGAAUGGCUGUAUAGCACUAUAGCAUCAUAGUAAGCAAGCAUACAAUGAAGCGUUCAAUCAACAGCAGCUAUUCUGGUUCUACUUCAUUGGAUUCCAAUUGCAAACUUAUAGUACUGGCAUUAGUUUUCGCUUUUGCUGGAGCAAGUGGCACAUCGUUAAAUAUUGCAGCCGGCGGGGGAAGUCUAGGAGCAGCUGAAUAUAUCACAAACACCAGCACUCCAUCGAUUAAUAGCAAAAAUUACAGCGUGACGUACGAUAGGCGGUCUCUGAUAAUCAAUGGCCAGCGGAAGCUGCUCAUCUCUGCUUCCAUUCACUAUCCCCGCAGCGUCCCUGCCAUGUGGCCAGGAUUAGUUCAGCUGGCAAAGGAAGGAGGAGCUGAUGUUAUUGAAACUUAUGUCUUUUGGAAUGGUCAUGAACAUUCUCCGGGCAAUUAUUACUUUGGUGGAAGGUACGACCUUGUGAAAUUUUGCAAGAUCGUUCAGCAAGCUAGUAUGUAUAUGAUUCUUCGAAUUGGACCAUUCAUUGCCGCAGAGUGGAAUUUUGGUGGGAUACCUAUAUGGCUCCAUUAUGUGCCAGGGACCAUUUUUCGGACGGACAAUGAACCUUUUAAGAAGGAUCACAAAUUUAUUCAUAACCUGGAAUCCAAAUUCCAGUAUCACAUGCAGAGCUUUAUGACAUUCAUAGUAAAUCUGAUGAAGCAAGAGAGACUUUUUGCAUCUCAGGGGGGCCCUAUUAUCUUGGCGCAGGUAGAAAAUGAAUAUGGUUUCUAUGAAGCAGCUUAUGGAGAAGGAGGUAAAAGGUAUGCCUCAUGGGCAGCAAAAAUGGCUCUUUCUCAGAAAACAGGUGUCCCUUGGAUUAUGUGUGAGCAGUUUGAUGCUCCUGUUGAGGUGAUUGACACUUGCAAUUUGUUUUACUGUGAUCAAUUCACACCACUCUCUCCAACCAAACCCAAGAUAUGGACAGAAAAUUGGCCCGGAUGGUUUAAGACGUUUGGGGCAAGUGAUCCUCAUAGGCCUCCAGAAGACAUUGCUUUUUCCGUUGCCCAUUUUUUCCAAAAAGGUGGAAGUAUGCAAAACUAUUACAUGUAUCAUGGUGGGACAAACUUUGGUCGCACAUCAGGUGGUCCCUUUAUUACCACAAGCUAUGAUUAUGAAGCACCAAUUGAUGAAUAUGGUCUAGCAAGACUCCCCAAGUGGGGUCAUCUUAAAGAACUUCACAAAGCUAUAAAGUUAUGUGAGCCUGUGUUGCUGAAUAAUGACCCCAUUUUGCUCUCACUAGGUCCUUUACAAGAGGCAGAUGUCUAUGAAAAUGCAUCAGAAGGAGCUUGUGCAGCAUUCCUCGCUAAUGCAGAUGAUAAAAAUGAUAAGGUGGUAAUAUUCCGGAAUAGGCAAUACAACCUGCCAGCAUGGUCUGUCAGCAUUUUACCCGACUGCAGGAAUGUGGUGUUCAAUACAGCGCAGGUCAGGUCUCAAGCUUCUAUAAUUGAGAUGAUACCAUCAGAUUUCCAGUCGUCAUCAGCAUCAUCUGUUAGUGGCCUGAAAGGUCUUCAGUGGGAAGUGUUUGUGGAAACAUCUGGAAUUUGGGGAGAUGCUGAUUUCACAAAGAAAGAACUUGUAGACCACAUCAACACUACUAAAGAUACUACUGACUACCUCUGGUACACAACAAGUUUAUAUGUGGAUGAGGGUGAGCAGUCGCUCAUAAAUGGAACCAAUGCAAUGCUUCAAGUUGAAUCAAAGGGCCAUGUUCUGCAUGUCUUCAUCAAUAAAAUGUUACAAGCUACUGCAUAUGGAAAUGGUACAGUACCACCUUUCAAGCUGCGAAGUCCUAUUUUUCUCAAGGCAGGGAAGAAUGAAAUUUCCUUACUUAGCAUGACCAUGGGCUUACAAAAUGCUGGUGCAUUUUAUGAAUGGGUUGGCGCAGGUCUAACAAGUGUAAAAGUUGAAGGGUUCAAGAAUGGGAGUCUUGACUUGUCUUCAAAUAUUUGGACCUACAAGAUUGGAUUGGAAGGAGAGAUUCUGAGAAUAUAUCAGGGAGACGGUUUGAACAGUAAGAUGUGGGUGCCAGUUUCGGCUCCGCCUAAAGGGCAGUCUCUUACAUGGUAUAAGGUUGUCGUUAAUGCUCCCCCUGGAGCUGAACCUGUUGGACUUGACAUGAUCCAUAUGGGGAAAGGCAUGGCUUGGUUGAAUGGAGAAGAAGUUGGAAGAUAUUGGCUCAGGAAAAGCUCUGAAAAUGAUAAUUGUGUUCUUCGAUGUGACUACAGAGGCAAGUUUAACCCUCACAAGUGUAACACAGGUUGUGGAGAACCCACACAGAGAUGGUACCAUGUGCCGCGGUCAUGGUUCAAGCCAUCUGGAAACAUAUUGGUGUUCUUUGAAGAGAUAGGUGGAGACCCUUCACAAAUUACCUUCUCUCUUCGGAAAGUCUCGAGCAUCUGUGCUCAAAUCUCAGAAGAUCAUCCUUGGGUUGAUCUUGAGCAUCUGCAAGAUGGUGAAAUUGGGAACAUAGGGAAACCAACUCUUAAAUUGAAGUGCCCAAUGAAUACUCGGAUUACUGAGGUUACAUUUGCCAGCUAUGGAACUCCUUCUGGUACAUGUGGCUCCUAUGCUGAAGGAAAAUGCCACGACUCAAACUCUGUCUCGUUGGUCAACAAGGUUUGCUUGAACAAGAGUGAGUGUGGUGUAGAACUAUCUAAUAGAAAUUUUAAUGUGGGAGUGUGCCCUAAUGUGACCAAGAAACUCGCAGUUGAAAUUCAGUGCAGCUGAUGAUGCAACUGCAUACCCUACACUCAUUCAGCACAGCAUGGUGGCAUUAUAUUGCCUAUUUUAUUUGUAUUUUAAAAUCUUGUUCUUAAUAAACUAGCUUAACAAUAUAUCAGCAUUUGUCGGUGGAAUGAGUAAGGGUAUAAAUAAUCAUAUGCAGGAUAGAUUUGUUGAUGCCUCUUGGUCGGUGGAAUGGUAUCUUGUUUACAUAACAGUGAAGUAAACGGAGAAUGAUGAAUGACAUAUUAUGUUUAUACUUCCUCGUCUCUUUUUAGUUGCAACAGUCAACAUUUC